AUGAGUCUGGAAGGCUACGGGCUGGGCCCUAGCGGAGGCACCACGGAGCAGGCAGAGGACGAAGCCCGGCAGCCCCAGCGCCGGCCGAGCAGCAGACACCGCAGCAGCGGGCAGGGACCUCCCGCCUCUAGCCGGCGCUGUGCGGCUGCAAGGCCCGGCCUGCCGCGUCCCGGGGCUCGCUGCUGCACCAGCCAGGCGCCCGGGCCCCUGCGGCGAGUCCAGCCCGCGCCUCCCCGACCCGCUCCCCUGAGCCCGGCCAUGCUGGCGGCGCGGCUGCUGCGGGCGGCCCCGAGCGGGCUAGCCUCCCUCCACAGCUCCGCCCGCCGCCUGCGCGGGGCCCGCGUGGCCGUGGUCUUGUCUGGAUGUGGUGUGUAUGAUGGUACAGAAAUCCAUGAGGCCUCAGCCAUUUUGGUUCACCUGAGUCGUGGGGGAGCUGAAGUUCAGAUGUAUGCCCCAGAUAUUCCUCAGAUGCAUGUUAUUGACCACAGCAAAGGACAACCAGCUGAGGCUGAAUCAAGAAACGUUUUAGUGGAAUCAGCAAGGAUUGCUCGUGGUAAAAUCACAGACCUGGCUAAACUUAGUACAAAGGACCAUGAUGCUGUGAUAUUCCCUGGUGGAUUCGGAGCUGCUAAAAACCUUUCCACCUUUGCUGUGGAUGGGAAGGAUUGCAAAGUGAAUGGAGAGGUUGAACGUGUCCUGAAGGAGUUCCACAAAGCUGGGAAACCCAUUGGCCUGUGCUGCAUUUCACCAGUGUUGGCAGCAAAAGUACUCUCUGGUGCUGAAGUUACUGUGGGACAUGAAGAAGAGGAAGGUGGGAAAUGGCCGUAUGCCGGAACUGCAGGAGCCAUUAAAGCACUGGGAGGAAAACAUUGUGUAAAAGAAGUAACUAUAUCCUUUCCAAUUAAUAAUCAGUGACCACGUGUUGAGGGA
Messenger RNA from Terrapene triunguis (Three-toed box turtle), 930 nucleotides. RefSeq names its product glutamine amidotransferase like class 1 domain containing 3A (gene GATD3A). The transcript has 7 exons. Lineage: Eukaryota; Metazoa; Chordata; Testudines; Emydidae. The record is from RefSeq and is a predicted model, not a curated record. The coding region runs from base 1 to 915 and encodes 304 amino acids. Gene Ontology annotation, cellular component: mitochondrion.